Fusarium graminearum PH-1 is the source of this 1662-nucleotide messenger RNA. RefSeq lists its product as uncharacterized. Lineage: Eukaryota; Fungi; Ascomycota; Sordariomycetes; Hypocreales; Nectriaceae. Gene Ontology annotation, biological process: DNA-templated transcription; positive regulation of transcription by RNA polymerase II. Bases 1 to 1662 code for a protein of 553 amino acids. The transcript is spliced from 3 exons. Gene Ontology annotation, molecular function: sequence-specific DNA binding; zinc ion binding; DNA-binding transcription factor activity, RNA polymerase II-specific. The record is from RefSeq and is a predicted model, not a curated record.
AUGGAGAAUACUCCCUCUACAGCUCGCAAACGAAGCAGUGUCCGGCGCGCCAACCAUGUUCCCCGUGCGCACGUGCAGGCGUGCCCUGUCUACAUCAAAAGCCUCGAGGAUCGGGUCGCUGAGCUUGAACUCGCCUUGCAGGGUCAUGGAUUGGACACCGAAUCUCUCGCCGGGAGUCGCAUCUCUCAAGACGCUGCUGAAGCCACCCCCGAGCCCCGACGGUCAACCGAUCUGAACUUGCUGAGUCUUUUCAUACCAGAACCAAGCGAUGUACAAGACAAAGGAACUUCCGGCUACCAUGCUCUUCUUGGUGCCAUCACCGUGCCAGAAAGGACCAAGUUCCCUCCCAAGUCUACCACUCUUCAACUUGCGGCUACCUACUUUGAACACUCAAACUUUUUCUCCCCCAUCCUUUAUCAAGAAUCAUUCCACGAAAUAAUCACCGUCUUGUAUCAUGAUCUACCGAAUGUCGACCAAGGCAAACCAGCCCAGAAAUUCCAACUCUGCAUGGUGCUAGCCAUCGCCAUCAGGCUUCUCAACCGUAUCGACUCUGCUGUCCCGACAACAGCAUCAGACUCGUUUUUUGCCUCUGCUAUUGGAAUUCUGACAGAGCGGCCGCAGGCUACCUGGAAAGGCAACCUCCAGCAUUUACAAAACCUCCUUCUUAUUGUUCAGUAUACAAUCUUUGCAUCCAAUCUCUCGGCAGCAUGGCACUUUGUUGGUCUGGCAACGCGUCUUGCUAUCGACCUUGAUCUACUGAACGAGACUCGUCUUUCGAGCGGCAAUAGCGAAGAAGUCAUCUUGGAUGCCGAGACCAACAAGAGACGGCGUGUAUUUUGGUCAACUUACAUUCUCGAAACGAACCUCUGUGUUGUCCUCAAUCGUCCCCGGUCAAUACCUGACGAGGCAGUCUUCACACCCUUGCCCUCAACAAGUGGCCCAGAAUCCUGCAGCCCCCUGGCAAACCAUUGUAUUGAAUUUCGCCAGCUGGAAUACGAGAUAUAUCACACGCUCAACUACAAGCCCCCAGCAAAUGGUGCCUUUUUCGAUUACAAAGUUUGGAAGGUGGGCAUGAAGGAUCGACUUGUUGAGUGGCACGCUACUGUCCCCCCAGUUGAUACAAGAUCAAAGCUGGCACCCCAGAACUUCUUCGAUGGCGCUCUGUACAUGACGCUUGUAUCGCUCUUCUCACCAUCACGCCAUUUUCCAGAUCUUUCGGAACCCGAACUACGGGAUUUGGCCCGAUACGCGUCGAUGAGUAUAGAGCUCUAUCGGGAGGGGUUCAAAGAGGGGAAGUUGAGAUUCUACUGGCGAACAACACCAAACCUCUUCCAGUCUGGUGCAGCAUUGGUUCACUGCAUCAAGAGUCUCACGUUGCGGGGGUCGGUAUUCGACGUUGAUGCUCUCAAAAGGAGUGUUUCUGUGUGCUCCACUGUUCUUUGGGGCAUGGCAGAACGAUACUCCCCUGGGACGGUGUAUCGUGACCGAUUCGACGAGUUGUCGGCGUCCAUGUCGGAUGUCACAACUGAUCUUUCAUUCGAAAUUUCAGACGAUUUUCCUUUUGGGCAGUUCUCAAUACCGCCAUUGGAUUUGAAUGGAACAGCGGGCAUAUGGACAUCAACACCUCCGACGUUGGACCCAUGGAUAUUUGACCCUACUUGA